Molecule: messenger RNA, 1766 nt
Organism: Malurus melanocephalus (red-backed fairy wren)
Lineage: Eukaryota; Metazoa; Chordata; Aves; Passeriformes; Maluridae
Product: myosin regulatory light chain 2, smooth muscle minor isoform-like
Exons: 4
Coding region: 98-616 (172 amino acids)
Cellular component (GO): cytoplasm
Molecular function (GO): calcium ion binding
Source: RefSeq, a predicted model, not a curated record
GCGCUGGAGCAUCCGCCGGCGCCGGGGCCGCUUCCUCCCUUCCGCGUCUGUGCUGUGCCGGGUCCCCGCAGCCRCCGCUGGGCGUCCAAAAAUCAACAUGUCGAGCAAAAAGGCAAAGACCAAGACCACCAAGAAGCGCCCUCAGCGCGCCACUUCCAAUGUAUUUGCGAUGUUUGAUCAGUCGCAGAUCCAGGAAUUCAAGGAGGCCUUCAACAUGAUCGACCAGAACAGGGAUGGCUUCAUUGACAAAGAGGACUUGCACGACAUGCUCGCCUCCCUUGGAAAGAAUCCAACAGAUGAAUAUCUGGAUGCCAUGAUGAACGAGGCUCCGGGCCCCAUCAACUUCACGAUGUUCCUCACAAUGUUUGGUGAAAAGUUAAAUGGCACCGACCCAGAGGAUGUAAUCAGGAAUGCUUUUGCUUGCUUUGAUGAAGAAGCAACAGGGUUCAUCCAAGAAGACUACCUGCGGGAGCUGCUGACCACCAUGGGGGACAGGUUCACGGAUGAAGAGGUGGAUGAGCUGUACAGAGAGGCCCCCAUCGACAAAAAGGGCAAUUUCAACUACAUUGAAUUCACACGCAUCCUGAAACAUGGAGCAAAGGACAAGGAUGACUGAGCAAGUCCCUGGAUACCUGCAGAUAGCGCUUUUUUUUUUUGCCUUUUCAUUAAUUUUAUUUCUCAGGAUCUUUUCUUUUCUUUUUUUUUUCUUGUUGGGACCUUUUGCAUACAUUUUUAGCACUGCAGCUCUUUCCUCUGUGGAUUCUAWGGCUGCUCAGGCACACCUGCACCUUUGUAAUAGGACUGGAAAGUGGCAGAGAGAGAGGAGAGCUUACGUGGUAGAGGUUGAGUGACAAAGAUCAGGCAGUGAGAAGGCCAGUGUAAAAAUGUCAGUGCUACUCAUCCUAGCUAGAUUAAUUUUACAUUUUUAAUGAUAACUUUUUAAAAAAACCACUGUUCUACUAAGUAGAUCAUCAAAAUUUUUGUGCUAGAAAURCAGUGUUUCUCUAAUGAUAUCUGUAAAUAUUUUUGCAACUGUGCAGUUGUCUUGUUACCCAUUUUUGCCUUAAAAAUGAUGCAUAAGCCACUUAAGCAUACUGAUGUUUAUACUUUAGCAACCGAGUAUUUCACCUGCUGCUGUGAGCAUACACAAUGAAGAAGAAAUUCCCAUCAUUCCAAUUUUAGUGUAUUGUAAAUUAAUCAUAUAUGUCCAAGACUUGCACAUUAAACAUUUUAAAUCUUAUGGGUGUAGUUGAGCAUGUAUUUUAUCACCUCAGUGCCUCCAUUUCUCUACACUGAGUACUUUAUUAAUACCACUUUUAAAAAACUUAUGAUGUGAAUCCUAGUGUUUUCUUUAAAACAAGAUGUCAUAUAUGGGUAGAGUUGCUUGAGUGACACUUCUUACUAGAUCUGUGUGGCUGCCAAUGUUGAAUUAAUGACAUUUCAUUGCAACCAUUUAUUUAUUUAAUCUUUCUAUCUUUUUUUCAAAGCACAGUAAGAACRGGGCCAGAUGAAGAAGGAAGGUGUGCUGUCUCUGUCCUUUUUGUUUUCCAUCUGAAAAUGUCAUUCUUGGUUUUUAAAUGAAACAAUGUAUACUAUAUUUUUAAGACCUCCUGCUGAGAGUGAUGCUUUGGAUGUGUGAGACUGAGGCAUUCCCUUUUGUUCCAUUUCUCAUAGUUGUAUCCUCUAUAGUUUUUGUGGUAUGGAAGGCGUGGCAGAUUUGCUAGUGUUCUGAAGCAAUUUCGCCAUAAUCUGAAUUCCUGUGGUCC